Apis laboriosa (Himalayan honeybee) is the source of this 2175-nucleotide messenger RNA. RefSeq lists its product as uncharacterized. Gene Ontology annotation, cellular component: nucleoplasm. Gene Ontology annotation, molecular function: RNA binding. The record is from RefSeq and is a predicted model, not a curated record. The coding region runs from base 140 to 1531 and encodes 463 amino acids. Gene Ontology annotation, biological process: regulation of gene expression. The transcript has 4 exons. Lineage: Eukaryota; Metazoa; Arthropoda; Insecta; Hymenoptera; Apidae.
GAAAGAGGUGCGGUGUUGCGUGACUGAUUGCGAGGCCGAGCGUGUGUGUUUGUUGUGUUGUACGAAAUUUUUAUUCUCUUUUUGGAAAAAAGAAACGUUCGCUUUUUUCGGAAAGACCGUACGUUUUGAAGAGAAAAUUAUGUCGUCAUAUAUCCAAGUUGCCGAAGAUGAAGGCGAUGAACCGAUCGAAUUGCCAACGGAAGACGAUAGUACACUUUUAUUGACUACCGUAACCGCCCAGUUUCCCGGAACGUGUGGCCUGAAAUAUCGCAAUCCAGAAUCUCGGACGAUGCGCGGCAUUCGUCUUGUUGACGGACGUCUUCAUCCGCCCGAAAAUGGAUGGGGCAAGGCAAUUUACUUUUGUGUUUUUCCAAAAGAGAACAAACGUAAAUCUGAUGACAAUUUGGAAAAUUCCACAGCUAAGACUAAAAGAAUGGAAACAAAGUUGCGUUGCACAGACUUGAUCGUACUUGGUUUACCAUGGAAAACAACCGAGCAGAACUUGCGAGAGUAUUUUGAAACAUUUGGAGAAGUACUCAUGGCACAAGUUAAAAAAGAUGCAAAAUCAGGACAAAGUAAAGGAUUUGGUUUUAUUAGAUUUGGGAGUUAUGAAUCCCAAUUAAGAUGUCUUGCUCAACGACAUAUGAUUGAUGGGCGAUGGUGUGAUGUUAAGGUUCCCAACAGUAAGAAUAUUGAUGGCUUAAUGAUGGCUCGUCAGUAUGAUACGAGCAAACACAAUGAAUGCUACCGUCCUAUACCGGUUCAUACGCCGAGUAAUCGACGGGUACCUGUGGCGAAACCUUAUAUCAACUUAAAUACAUCUGAAGCUGCUAAUACACCUAGAUACGAUUCGGAGUAUGAUUAUAAAACCACGCAUUAUCCGUCGUACCCUCCCAAUUAUCCGUACGACGAUAACAAUAAAUACAAAUAUGAAGGCCAGAACUAUAAUACGUAUGAGAAACCUAAUUACCCAUCUUACGAGGAUCCUGGGUAUGACACACGUAAUUAUAUGGUUCAACAUACAACUGCACCUCCGAAUCCCAGCGCUACCUAUCCGUCCGACACAGAAUACACAAGAUACACCAAUUAUGAAGGACGUGCUGUGUAUCCAGUGAUGGAAAAUCCAGACUACACGGAGAAAGUGAGAUACAAUUAUGGUUAUGAUCGAAACUAUUACGAGGCGGACGGUCGUUACGCAUCCACAGACUGUAGAUACACGCUGGAUGUCCGAUAUCCAGAUACUAGACACGCGGACAAUCGAAUUCAAGCUGAUAGUAGAGAGACUGAUUGUAGAUAUCCGGUGGACAAUCGUGAUAUGGAUAGAAGAUACGUGGUUGAUGGUAGAGAUCCAGAUGGCAGGUACGCUAUCGAGAACAGAGAAGUAGAUGCUAGAUAUCCACCGGACGCAAAGGAAGUGGAUGCUAGGUUUGCGGAUACAUCAAGAUAUCCGGCUAAAGAGAAUUAUUACGAUCGUUAUUACAAGCACCGUCCAUCGAGGGAUCACCAUGUCUCGGAUACGUCAAGAUACUGAUGAGUCUUGUUACUAUCGUUAAAUACAUAUGUCACGUUUCAACGGGAAUAAAUUUGAAUAAAUUUAAUAUAACGCUCAAUCUAUUUUAUAUACGAGGCAUCUUUAAAGGAUAAAGAACCUGACAAUAUUUGUUUCGUGCAAUUUUUAUUAACUCUCAAUUAUUCUGUAUCUCGUAUUUGUUUUUCCUUUUUUGAAUCGUACAUAUCGUAUGCACAUGUACAUGUAUUAUUAAGGAACAAUGAGUAUACAUAAUUUUUCAAUGAGAACAAAAUAAAAAUAUAUCAUAGUUCAUAAAUGAUUUUAUUCUGAAAUCGAUAAAUGAUCAUUUGAUAUAUUGUUGAAAUGUAUAUUCCCUUUGAUUCGUGAUCUUUGUUGCAGAUAUUUAAAAAAAAAAACAAACAAAAAAAACAAACAAAAAAAAACAAAAAAAAAGAAAAAAAUUUCGUUGUCUACUAGCAAUAAUUUCGAAUAACUGUCUACAUUUUAAUAUCAACUAUUGCGCUUAAUCAGUUUAAGAUAAUGUAAUAUAUACAUAGCAUGAAAUUUUACAUCGAAUAUAUACAGAGAAAAAGGACAUUAUACGGAUCUUGUGCAUGAAUUUUAAAGAGGCCAUAGUGCUUAAGUGUUAUAUAUUUACAUAUUAU